AAUCGUAAAAGUUAGAACUUCGAAUGAUACUCGGCCGCUGCUAAACAGUCACUGGGAGAUGCUAAGCAAACUCUAUUUCAAUCGCCGCUUUGAAUGAUACUCGGCCGCUGCUAAACAGUCACUGGGAGAUGCUAAGCAAACUCUAUUUCAAUCGCCGCUUCUGUACUGCAAUUCAAUCACCGCGUCCAUGGUUGUUCGUUGGCCUGGGCAAUCCAGGGGACAAAUUUAAAGGAACAAGACACAAUGUCGGGUUUAACAUGAUUGAUACUUUCGCGGAGUCGCAAGGGAUCGAUAUGGAUACAGUUUUCUGUAAAGCGAUUUUCGGAAAAGGCAUUGUAGAUGGUGUUCCUGUUUUACUCGCAAAGCCUCAAACAUAUAUGAAUUUGAGUGGUGAAUCGAGUGGCCCACUUGCUGCCUAUUACAAAUUACCUCUAAAUCGAGUCCUGGUGUUCCAUGAUGACAUGGAUUUACCAUGUGGGGUUCUUCGGCUUCAACCCAAGGGAAGCCAUGGGAGCCAUAAUGGGAUGAAGAGUGUGAUUCAUCAUUUCCGUGGGAAUCGUGAGUUUGCACGUUUAAGGAUCGGCAUAGGAAAGCCUCCUGGUCAAAUGGAUCCUAAAGCCUUCUUGCUUCAGAAAUUCAAUGCAACAGCUCAAGAACGAAUUGAUGUUGGUUUGAAAGAGGGAGUUGUUGCAUUAAAAGAACUUGUGUCGAAGGGUGUGGAAGAGAGUGCUAGAAGCUUCAACACAGACCAAAAAUACAAACACAUCAAGAUUUCUGUAAACUGA
Messenger RNA from Lactuca virosa, 785 nucleotides. NCBI's taxonomy places the organism in Eukaryota, Viridiplantae, Streptophyta, Magnoliopsida, Asterales, Asteraceae. The record is from the annotation of a GenBank genome assembly.